Messenger RNA from Microbotryum saponariae, 1903 nucleotides. The record is from the annotation of a GenBank genome assembly. NCBI's taxonomy places the organism in Eukaryota, Fungi, Basidiomycota, Microbotryomycetes, Microbotryales, Microbotryaceae.
AUGACGAUUGCACACGCACACAAACUGCUCGACCAGGAACUCCUCACCGUUCCGGAAGCCCUUUUGGGUCAGCAUCAAGAUGUGCGACAGGCGUUGGUUUCGCUGGUAGGCGCCGUCGAUGGUGAGUCCGAAGCCACCGUCGCUGCUGGUGCAAUGCUCCACCCACCGAUGAACACCCUCUCUCUCCCCCUCCCCCCUCCCACCUCCCACCCCCCACCCCCCCCCCCCCCCUCCCCCCCCCCCCCCCCCCCCCCACACACACACACCCGGCUGUCUACUAGUCGUGAUUCUCGACGGCUCGACGCUGUUCUCCUCCGAGUGGUUCUCGGCCGCUCGGAGCGGCACCUCGGAACGAACACAAACGCAACGUUUCGUCGGCUCGGUUCGUGCAGAGGCGGAUCGCAUCGUCGCGGCGACGGCCGGACGAAUCCACCUCGUGAUCGUCUUCGACCACGCUUCGGCUCGUCCGGCCUUGAAGGCCCGUCGGACCCCCAUGUCGAGAGACAACGGGAACGGCGUCCGGUGCUCGCCCCAAGUCUCUCCCGACAAUUUCCAAAGGAGAAGCCCCGACCGGCACACCGACCCCAUGACCGAAUGGCUCACCAAUUUCGGCGGUCAAGGCGAGCCGACCUUAGCGGGACACGUCUUCGACAUGUCCUCGGAGGUCACCGUCAUCAUCUCGGCGCACGAAGCGGACCCCCUGAUUGCGGCAAGCACCCGAGUCGGCGUCAUCGGCGGCGUACGUGUUCAAGGCGAACGUGCCGCCCUCGCCAGCAGAGAUUCGGACUACUUCAUGAUGAUCCCAAGUGAGCGUGCGAGAUACCGGAUCAUUCCAUCGGUAAAGCAUCGCGUGGUUAGAGUCAUCGACCUCGAAAUCCUGGAGGGUCAGGGAAAGUUCCCGGGUGCGGAAGGAAGGUUCGUUGCGGGGUUGAUGAUGAGAUGCGACUACCUUCCAACCGGUAUCGAAGGUUACGGUCCGGCCAAGCUCGAAAAGUUGGAUCGGUCAGUCUUUCAACUCGCGACUUGGACCCAAGGUUACGAACACGCCACGGCGGUCUUGCAUCGAGUCGGCGCCAAAUUUGACGUUCGCGCCGUAUGCGAUGCAAUCACUCCCAUCCGAACACUGUACGACUUCUAUCGGUGCGACUUGGUCUCGAAGCCACCGAGCGCCCCGCGAGCCAUCGAACAUUCCCCCCGGGUCCUCUUCCCCGACACUUCGUUCGAUGGGGGCUCGGACGAACACCUGCGUCGCCAGUCCGCGCCCGCGCUGCGGCCGUUCCGUGCAACCCCGCUCUUGCAAGGGCGCCAAGGCCACGGAUCAGAGAAGGGUCCCCUCCAGCCUCUCGCAGUGAUUCGCGAUCAAAGGACACGACACGAGGCCGCGGCCGUUCGGCGACUCGAGGCCGUGCAGCCUGGGAGAUGUGCGUCGACCCGCCAGAUUGCGACCAAGGGCGCCGUCAGGGCGGAUGGCUUUCACCUUUUGACCCCCGAGCGCCCGAUCGUCGAGUCCGUAUCGGAAGGCUCCAAUAAGGCGAAGAAGAAGAUCACGACCCCAGCCCCGCCCAGGGUCAAGGCAAUGUCUGCGAAACAGGGGCGGCGGGCACACGCGAUCGCCUCGGGCCAAUCUGCUACUACGUCUACCGGCGACUCGGACAGCUCAAAGGGCGCCGGGGCUCUGGCCCAGGUGUACAGGAUGUUCACGAUGUCGGGUGCACUGGAAGAUCUCGUGAGGGAGGUGGACGGUGGAGGCCCUGGCCCUGUGGAAGAUUCCAAGAAGCGGCGGCGAAAGGCCAAACAAACGAGGCGCCGGCACAAACAGGGUCGGAAGGCGACAAAUCCGUCGACGAGCUCGGGAACGUCGCACUCGCCCGAGACGGCCAGCGACGCCAUGUCGAUCGGUUGA